Fraxinus pennsylvanica is the source of this 510-nucleotide messenger RNA. NCBI's taxonomy places the organism in Eukaryota, Viridiplantae, Streptophyta, Magnoliopsida, Lamiales, Oleaceae. The record is from the annotation of a GenBank genome assembly.
AUGAAAACAGAAGAGUUCACCUUCCCUAAGGUUUAUCCUGAUAACGUCGACAAGCAUUUGAAAGUUAUACCAUCUUUGUGGAGAAUUUCCUCUCUUGUUCAUUCCAACAGAACAGAUUUUGACCUCGAAAAUGGAGCAAGAGGAAAGAUUUUCAGGAAAAGUUUCUCAAAGUUACAAGGAGAAAUGAACAAGGAAGCCACGAAUGCAGCAGCAGCAGCAGCAGCAGAAGAAGAAGAAGAAGAAGAAGAAGAAGAAGAAGAGAAGAUGGACAUGCUGUGGGAAGAUUUCAAUGAGGAAAUGAUUCAUCAGAGCAUUUCUUGUGUGGAAAGCAGUGGCUUAGAUUCUGAAUCCGAGAAUAAGGAAGAAGCCAUAGGGGAACGCAGUAGUUGUCACUUGAAAUCUGUUUCUCCAAAGAAGAAAAACUUGGUGCUGGUUGUCAACGUUUUCAAGAAGGUCUUCUUACUUCAAAAUAGGGCUUUGAUCAAGAAAAGAGAUUUAAGCAGAGUUUAA